Molecule: messenger RNA, 1738 nt
Organism: Benincasa hispida (wax gourd)
Lineage: Eukaryota; Viridiplantae; Streptophyta; Magnoliopsida; Cucurbitales; Cucurbitaceae
Gene: SCPL50
Product: serine carboxypeptidase-like 50
Biological process (GO): proteolysis
Molecular function (GO): serine-type carboxypeptidase activity
Source: RefSeq, a predicted model, not a curated record
AAAAAAAGAGAAACCCACUGAAGAAACUCAAUUCUCUGUUCAUCCAUUUUUCCCUCAAAUCAUUUCUUCAUAAUCUUAUCUCAACAAUUCAUCAUGAACUCAAUCAACUUUCUUCUCUCUGUUUUCUUCUUCUUCUUCUUCUUCUUCUUUGCUUCAUUUCCAUUUCCAUCCACUUCAUCGCCGCCAUUGUUUCCGCCGGAAGCUCUCCCCACAAAAUCCGGCUAUCUUCCGAUCAACCCCACCACCGGCUCCGCCAUUUUCUUCACCUUCUACGAAGCUCAAACCCCAAUUUCUUCCCUCACUAAAACCCCUCUUCUCAUUUGGCUUCAAGGCGGCCCUGGCUGUUCUUCCAUGGUCGGCAACUUCUUCGAGCUCGGUCCAUGGCGAGUCAAUUUCCACAAACAAAAAACCGAACCCAUUUCCCUAAUCCCUAAUCCCGGCUCAUGGAACCGAAGAUUUGGGGUUCUAUUUCUCGACAACCCAAUUGGAACUGGCUUCAGCAUUGCCGCAACACAAGAUGAGAUCCCUAGAAACCAAUACUCUGUUUCUAAGCAUCUUUUUACUGCAAUUUCUUCGUUUAUUGAGCUGGAUUUAGUGUUUAAGAAUCGACCCAUUUACAUUACAGGGGAAAGCUAUGCAGGGAAAUAUGUACCUUCAAUUGGGUAUUACAUUUUAAAGAAAAACCCCAAAUUGCCUUAUGAUAAAAGGGUUAAUUUGGUUGGUGUUGCCAUUGGAGAUGGGUUGACAGAUCCCAUUACUCAAGUUACUACUCAUGGGUUGAAUGCUUUUUAUUCAGGUUUGAUUAAUGAAAAGCAAAAAAAGGAGAUGGAAAUUGCUCAAAUGAAGGCUGUGGAGUUGAUCAAAAUGGGGAAAUGGAAUGAAGCCACAAACGCAAGGCUUAAGGUAUUAGAUUUGCUUAAGGACAUGACUGGAUUAGCUACUUUGUAUGAUUAUACAAGAAAAUCUGCUUAUAAUACUGAUUUAGUGGAUGAGUUUUUGAGUUUCAAGGAAGUGAAGAGAGCAUUGGGAGUGAAGAAUGAGUCUAUGGUUUUUGAAGGGUGUAGUGAUGUUGUUGGGGAGGUUUUGAAGGAUGAUGUGAUGAAGAGUGUGAGAUAUAAAGUUGAUUUUUUGGUUAAAAAUAGUAAGGUUUUGCUUUAUCAAGGGCAAUAUGAUUUGAGAGAUGGUGUGGUUUCAACUGAGGCUUGGGUUAACAAGUUGAAAUGGGAUGAGAUUGAGAAUUUUUUGGGAGUGGAGAGAAAGAUUUGGAGAGUUGGAGAUGAGUUAGCUGGUUAUGUUCAAAAAUGGAUGAGUUUGAGUAAUGUUGUUGUGUUGGGAGCUGGUCAUCUUCUUCCUACUGAUCAAGCUUUGAAUUCUCAAGCAAUGAUUGAAGAUUGGGUUUUGGAGAAGGGAGUUUUUGGUGAUGAUAAUGCACAAGAGAAGAAGAAGAGUUUUGGUUCUAAUGGUUUUAGGGUUUGGUGAUGUGAAGCAAAAAAAAAAAAAAAAAAAACACUUUUGGAGAAGAGCAUCAAAAUAAGCUAAAUUAUGCUUUAAAAUAGAGCAUGUAUCUAUCUAGUUUGUUGAAUUUGGAAAUAAAUAGAGAUUUCUCUAUGCUCAUUUUAAGUUGAAAGUAGAUUAAAAGAAGGAAGUUAUAUGAAAAGGAAGCAAAGUGGUUUUGUGCUGUGAAUUUUUCAAGUUCUAUAUCUUAAUAGAAGUAUAGUUAUUGGUUAUAUUAGAAGAA